GUCACUCUUUUUUUUUUCCUUCUCAAAACUGCCACUCCCAUUGCGCCAACCCCGACACAACACGCUCACGCUCUUUCCAUCAAAAUCAAAUUCCUUUCAUCUUCUUCUUCCGCCAUUUUCUUUUUCUUGAAAAAGCUUCUACCUCACCACUGUUUUGCUGUUCUCUACUCUUACCGACGAUUCAGUUUCGUCCUAACCGAAACCCCUCUUAUAUUUCCUUUAUCCAUUCCCUUUUUUUUUUCUCUUCUUAAUAAUAUCCUUUCCCCUUUUCCAUUACCUUCUGACCCAUUCUUUGAAGACGCGUGUCGUUUCUUUGCCUUAUCGAUCCAGCCCAACGAACGAACGGUGGACUCAGGAUUUUUCAUUAUUCUGCAUAUUUCGUGUUUUCAUGAAAAAUGCUGAUCAGAAAUUUGGUGGCCUUGAUGCUCUUUUUCACGGUCAUUGCUCCGAUUUUGCUUUACACUGAUCGCCUCGCCUCCCUUAAGUUCUCAUCUAAAGGCGAUCUUGUUGAAGGUUUUGCAACUUCCGGUUUCAAUAGCAACUACGGGCAUCUGAAUCUUGUUGAUGGGAAAUCUUCAUCAAGCGUAAAAGAGCCCGUUGCGAUUAUUUACUCCGACAACAAGUUGCUUCCAGAUUCAGCUGCUUCGAACUGGCAGAGCAAUGAUGGCAUCCAAGGCGUAAUAGAGCGUAAAUCUACUCGAGUAUUGUCCACAACUGAUGAGGAAGGUCUUUCUCAAAAUGAGAAUCCCAUUAAAGAAGUUACGGACCCCAUUGGGCUGCCAAAUAUCAUUUCAGGGAAUCCCAAUAGUACCAGUGAAAAGAACAGCGAACUUGAUCCUAACCUAAAACAGGAGCAGUCAGCCACUCAGACUUCUGAAAAAACUGAUGGGGGAGAAAUAGUAAAAUCAAGAUUUCAACAAGACAGUGUACAAGUUGCUCAUCCUAAUGCUCGGGUAAGACAUCUCAAGGACCAGCUCAUCAGGGCCAAAGUUUACCUCUCGCUUCCAGGCACUAGGAACAAUCCCCACCUUACAAGAGAACUUCGACUGAGGAUAAAAGAAGUUCAACGAACAUUAGGUGAUGCAAGCAAGGAUUCUGAGCUACCUAAAAAUGCCCAUGAGAGAUUGAAAACGAUGGAGCAAACCUUGGCAAAAGGGAAACAAGCUCAGGAUGACUGUUCUACCGUAGUAAAGAAACUACGAGCGAUGCUUCACUCAACUGAAGAGCAGUUACGAGUGCACAAGAAACAAACCCUAUUUCUAACGCAAUUAACAGCAAAAACACUUCCUAAAGGCCUUCAUUGCCUUCCCUUGCGCCUGACAACUGAAUACUAUUCUCUGAAUUGGUCCCAACAGCCAUUCCCAGGUCAAGAGAAACUUGAAGAUCCAGACCUGUAUCAUUAUGCAUUAUUCUCAGAUAAUGUAUUGGCAGCAGCAGUAGUUGUUAACUCAACAAUUACUCACGCAGAGGACCCUUCGAAACAUGUUUUUCACAUUAUUACAGAUAGACUCAACUAUGCAGCAAUGAGGAUGUGGUUUCAAGCAAAUCCACCUGACAAAGCUACAAUUGAGAUUCAGAAUAUUGAAGAAUUUACAUGGUUAAAUGCCAGUUAUAGUCCAGUUCUUAAGCAGUUGGGUUCUUCAUCCAUGAUAGAUUAUUACUUCCGGGCUCAUCGGGCUAGCUCUGAUUCAAAUAUGAAGUUCCGGAAUCCAAAGUACUUGUCCAUCUUGAACCAUCUACGAUUUUACCUCCCACAGUUAUUCCCGAAGCUCCAAAAAGUUUUGUUCCUGGAUGAUGAUAUAGUUGUGCAGAAAGAUCUCACGGGACUUUGGUCCAUUGAUUUGAAAGGAAAUGUUAAUGGUGCUGUUGAGACUUGUGGAGAAAGCUUUCAUCGGUUUGAUAGAUAUCUCAAUUUCUCAAACCCUCUCAUCUCAAAGAAUUUUGACCCUCAUGCCUGUGGCUGGGCAUAUGGUAUGAAUAUCUUUGAUUUGGAUGAAUGGAAGAGGCAGAAUAUUACACAGGUGUACCACUCCUGGCAGAAGCUGAAUUACGACAGGCAAUUGUGGAAGCUGGGGACAUUACCACCGGGUCUUAUCACAUUUUGGAAGCGCACUUAUCAGCUCGACAAAUCCUGGCAUGUUUUAGGUCUAGGAUACAAUCCUAAUGUUGGGCAGAAGGAAAUUGACCGAGCGGCCGUCAUACACUAUAACGGAAACAUGAAGCCAUGGCUCGAGAUAGCCAUACCCAAGUACCGAAAUUAUUGGGCAAAGCAUGUUGAUUUUGACAAUGUAUAUCUAAGAGAAUGCAACAUUAAUCCAUAAAUGGUCCUUGUGGACUCCUAGUUUCCUCCAUGAUUUUAACAUCCACAAUAGUUUUCCAGGUCUGGAUCUCUGCUUUUUUUUUUUUUUUUGUUCUCUAAUUUAUUCUUUUCCCUUCUCCUUAAUUUGUUUAUUGGUUAUGUAAAUUAGAUCUUAACUGAUGCUAUCUAUUUUAAAUUUCCCCACCUUAGAUGUAUAUCAUAUGUGGGUCUUUAUAUUCUGUUGCUGUACAAAAUCUGCUUAACCAAAUCCUUUUCCUCAAACAUUGCCCCAGUCGCAAGUUCAACUUUCGGAAAAGAUCUCCAUAACUUCUUUGAGACAGAUGGGGUUGGAUGGGUUAAACUCAUGGACAAUAGACUAAAACCAAGCAAAAACUCCGAGGUAUUAUUUGUCUUUGUGUGUUUGUGUAAAUCUAAUUAAACCUUUGGACGAAGCUAACUUGUGCGUGACUUAACUAGUCAACAUGUAUGCUAUCGACCUAGAUGUCAAAAUUUGAUACUGUACUCAGGAAUUUAUGGGAUGGAUUUGUAGUAA
Messenger RNA from Cucumis melo (muskmelon), 2852 nucleotides. Its product is annotated as probable galacturonosyltransferase 4. Gene Ontology annotation, molecular function: polygalacturonate 4-alpha-galacturonosyltransferase activity. Bases 396 to 2321 code for a protein of 641 amino acids. The transcript is spliced from 10 exons. NCBI's taxonomy places the organism in Eukaryota, Viridiplantae, Streptophyta, Magnoliopsida, Cucurbitales, Cucurbitaceae. The record is from RefSeq and is a predicted model, not a curated record.